AGCCACGUGGCCCUUCCAACCCGGUCUUGCUAGGCUUGGGACCCGGGAGUUCAGGGUGGGUAGGUUCGCAGUGGAGGCGUCGGGGGGUGCCUAGUCUGGACUAGUGGGUGAGGAAGGAGGGUAUUCUAGGGAUUGGUCUGAGGCUGUGUACGUGGGAUGCUCUGCGCUCCUCUUGCAGUCUCCUGUCCCCUUUAAUACAGCGCGCUGUGUAUCCCGACUCUGAGCCUCAGCUCACAUCCUGGGUCAGAAACGGAUAGGGGCGCUGUGUCCCGGCGUCUGAGCUCGCUCUUGUGCAAGCAGGGAGUGUCUUGUCUUAACCAGAGAAGCGAGCAGCUCAUUAAAGGCUCUUUUACAAUGAGGAUUCUCCCAUCCAUAUGUCAAGAUCAUUAAGAAUUCCUUGGAAGAUAUAACAACAAGAAUAAAACCCCAACAACUGUUCAGUAACCCUCUGAUGAAUUGAGGAAUAAAACAGGGAGAUUGGAUGUUCAACAAAAGUAGUCACCAUCAUGAUGGAGGAAGUACUACAUUGUCCAGUUCAAGGAUGAAUUCUUCAUGGAUGGUGUCCAAUUAAAAUGAAUGCAAUUCAGAGACUUUUGGCUUCCCAUCUAAGGAAAAGAAAGAUACCAGUAAGGUUUCAAAGCAGCGAUCGGCCAACUGUGCCUCUUGGAUCACGAAUUUUAACAGACCCAGCCAAAGUUUAUGAACACAACAUGUGGGACCACGUGGAAUGGUCGCAAGAAGAAGAGGCAACAGCUAGAGAAAAAACAACUGAAAACUCAUCUGUGAAAGUGAGGCCAGAAGACCAAGUCAAAUAUGAAAGUCAAGCCAGUAAAUAUUGGAAUAAUUUUUACAAGAUUCAUAAGAAUAAAUUUUUCAAGGAUCGUAAUUGGCUGUUGAGGGAAUUUCCUGAAAUACUUCCAGUUGGACUACAGACUAAAGAAGAGAAGGGGAAAAUGUCUUGGGAUCAUGUAAAAACUAAUGCCACAGACUCUUUCUCAAAAAUAGACUGCCCAGCCAUGCCUAAAGGAGUAGAGACUUGUAAAAAUGAUUCUGUUGGUGAUUUUGCCUACAGCCAAAGUGAAAUAAGGUCUGGUGACAGCCAACAUCCUAAAAAGAAGAGAGGAGAGGCUGCAAAGACCAAUUUGUUCCCUGGCAGCCAUGCCACUUUCAGGAUCCUGGAGGUUGGCUGUGGUGCUGGAAAUAGUGUUUUCCCCAUUCUGAAUGCGCUGAAGAAUGCUCCAGAGACCUUUCUUUACUGCUGUGAUUUUGCUUCUGGAGCAGUGGAGCUAGUAAAGUCCCACGCGUCCUACAGCCCAGCCCAGUGCUCUGCCUUUGUUCAUGAUGUAUGUGAUGAUGGCUUAUCCUACCCUUUUCCAGAUGGGAUCCUGGAUGUCAUUCUCUUAGUCUUUGUGCUCUCUUCUAUUCAUCCUGACAGGAUGCAAGGCGUUGUAAACAGAUUGUCCAAGUUAUUGAAACCUGGAGGAAUGUUGUUAUUUCGGGACCACGGAAGAUAUGAUCUCACUCAACUUCGUUUCAAAAAAGGAUGCUGUUUGUCUGAAAACUUUUACGUUCGAGGAGAUGGUACCAGGGCAUAUUUCUUUACAAAAGGGGAAGUCCACAAUAUGUUCCAUCAGGCUGGGUUGGAUGAAAAGCAGAAUCUGGUUGACCGGCGUUUACAAGUUAAUAGGAAAGAAAAAGUGAAAAUGUAUCGAGUGUGGGUACAGGGCAAGUUUCAGAAACCAUUGCAUUCAUUUCAUCAUAAUGACCCUGACGAUCUCAUUUUUGGGGUUUCUGCUGGUUGAAAGCAUACUCUCUCUCUGUAUAAAUCAAGAUCACCCCAUGCAAAGGUCUCUUCAAAAAUUAUUCCUGAAAGAGCAAUUAGAAGCUAGAAUUGAAUAUCCAUGUCUGACUCUUUUGUCAUGGGUGAGGCCUCCCAUUAGGCUUAUACAGACAUACACAUAUUAGGUGAUAUGGAAGGAUCCACUGUAUUUGAUGGGUUUUUUAAAAAAAUCAAUAAAUGUGAAUUGUUUGUUA
Phascolarctos cinereus (koala) is the source of this 2034-nucleotide messenger RNA. It is a transcript of the gene METTL8, whose product is annotated as methyltransferase 8, tRNA N3-cytidine. Gene Ontology annotation, molecular function: tRNA (cytidine-N3)-methyltransferase activity. NCBI's taxonomy places the organism in Eukaryota, Metazoa, Chordata, Mammalia, Diprotodontia, Phascolarctidae. The record is from RefSeq and is a predicted model, not a curated record.